Hipposideros armiger (great roundleaf bat) is the source of this 3942-nucleotide messenger RNA. It is a transcript of the gene PRELP, whose product is annotated as proline and arginine rich end leucine rich repeat protein. Gene Ontology annotation, cellular component: extracellular exosome. The record is from RefSeq and is a predicted model, not a curated record. The transcript has 4 exons. Gene Ontology annotation, molecular function: protein binding; heparin binding. Bases 376 to 1503 code for a protein of 375 amino acids. NCBI's taxonomy places the organism in Eukaryota, Metazoa, Chordata, Mammalia, Chiroptera, Hipposideridae.
AGGGAGAGGAAGGAGUGGCUGGGAAGCAGGAAGGAAGGAUAUGGCUAGAGGAGUGGCUGAAAGUGGUGCGGAGCGGUAUCAGUGGCCAGAGAGGCAGGAAGAGUCCGAAAGGGGAAGCCAACGCACAUCGGGCCUCUGGUUUUCUUCUGAAUCAGAUUGGAAGCCAUUGGCGUGAAGGCUCAUUCGUGCUACUAUGUUGAGAAUAGACUGGAGAGAAGCAAGGGAGGCCGCAGAAAGACCCUUGAAGAAGCGAUUGCAAUAAAGUAGUGAAGAAUGGAUGAUACAGUGGCAGGAGGCCCCACACAGGACCCUUGAGAGAGGGAGUAAAAACUAAGUGCUGUUCAUCACCCCAGCCAUCUGUACAUCGCCUGGAUCAUGAGGUCAUCCCUCUGCUGGCUCCUCCCAUUUCUCCUCAUGUUGGCCUCAGUGGCCCAAGGCCAGCCAACAAGACGACCAAGAAUCAGGCCCAGGCCCAAGCCCAGACCCGGCUUUCCUCAGCCCCAUGAGCCAUCGGAGCCUACAGACCUGCCUCCUCCCCUCCCACCGGGUCCUCCAUCUAUCUUUCCUGACUGUCCCCGGGAAUGCUAUUGCCCCCAUGACUUCCCGUCUGCCCUCUACUGUGAUAGUCGCAACCUUAGAAAGGUCCCUGUCAUCCCACCCCGCAUCCAUUACCUCUAUCUCCAGAACAACUUCAUAACUGAGCUCCCGGUGGAGUCCUUCAAGAAUGCCUCAGACCUCAGGUGGAUCAACCUGGACAACAACCGAAUUCACAAGGUAGACCAGAAGGUGCUGGAGAAGCUACCCAGUCUGGCAUUCCUCUACAUGGAGAAGAACCAGCUGCAAGAGGUUCCCUCGGCCCUGCCCCGGAACCUGGAGCAGCUGAGACUGAGCCAGAACAGUAUCUCUAGGAUCCCGCCUGGCGUCUUCAGCAAGCUGGAGAACCUACUGCUCCUGGACCUCCAGCACAACAAGCUGACUGACGUCGUCUUUAAGCCAGACACCUUCCAGGGUCUCAAGAAACUCAUGCAACUCAACCUGGCCCACAACACCCUAAAAAAGAUGCCACGCAAGGUCCCCACAGCCAUUCACCAGCUCUACCUGGACAGCAACAAGAUCGAUACAAUCCCUGAUGGGUACUUCAAGGCCUUCCCCAACCUUGCCUUCAUUCGCCUUAACUAUAACAAGCUGUCCGACAGGGGGCUCCCCAAGAACUCCUUUAACAUCUCCAACCUGCUUGUGCUCCACCUGUCACACAACAAGAUCAGCAAUGUACCUGCCAUCAACAACAAGCUGGAGCACCUAUACCUCAACAACAACAUCAUCGAGAAGAUCAACGGAACUCAGAUUUGCCCCAACAACCUCAUCGCCUUCCACGACUUCUCCUCGGAUCUGGAGCACGUGCCCCGUCUCCGUUACCUGCGGCUGGAUGGGAACUACCUGAAGCCACCCAUCCCACUGGACCUCAUGAUGUGUUUCCGUCUUCUGCAGUCUGUGGUCAUCUAGGCCUUGCUCUUCCCUGGGUCUCCUCUGAUGGCACUUGAAUGCUGGUGGCCCAGGCGCCUGUGCUCACCAUUCAUUUUCUCUGUCUCCCUGUCUUGCUCCCAAAUUUGCCUUUCUUAUCCCACCUUCCUGAGGCGGGACAAGGCACACACUCUGCUGCACCUGUGGCUUCUAGAGCUCUCGAGAUGUCCCAGGCCUCAUUUGGGUCCACCCAGCUCAAAGACACCCACUGCACACCCAAACUUCUGGCCCCAGAAGCACCGAUGCCUGUCUGAAUACUUCACAGUCCCUUCUCUCUCCUUCUCCCCCUGUCACUCCUGGGUAAGUCUAGGCCUGAACUGACAUCUGGAUCGCAGCCCUGGUGAAGCAAGAAAAUGGUCAGGGGUGGUCCAGAGGUGAGGCUGGGGAAGUUCUGUAGGAGACUUCUCCUUCAUGGGCAGCGUUGGCUCCAAAAAGCCAAGAAACCCAGGCCUCCUUGGCCAAGGAUCCAUCUUCCAAAACUGCUGUUCUACCACCCAUUUGCUGGGACCAGACAUCACAUUGGCUCUCUGCCAGCCUGUGUUCUCCAGAAAGGAAGUGCAAGGGCAUGGCCAAGCGAGGGCAGAGGGUCACAGUUCCCGCAAGGGCCUGCACAGGGAGGAGCUGGGGCCCUCCUGCUCCAGGGUGAACUCGGCACAUGCCCUCCAACAGGGCCUCUCUGUUAUAAGAGGAAGAGCGGGAAGGAACAUUCCAAGAGACGGAUGGCUCAGGAACUAGGAAUCAGUCAGUGGGAGAGGAGUGGGAGUCAGAGCCUCAGGAUGGGCGUGUGUGGGUGCAGAUGGAUCCUGUAGCCCCAUUGGCUACUCUGGACAAGAGGCCGGGUGACUGAGGAACACGGUGUCCACAGUGGAGGGUGCAGAACCACCAGCCCCACCCCACCAUCUGUUCUCUAUCAGUGUGGAUGGCUCAAUCCUUUCCACCCCUAGAGCGGUCCCUGAGAAACCAGCAAGAAAGGGCGGGACAUCUGGAAAUCUCCCAGAAGCCUCUUCCAUAUGUGCAACUUGGCCUGCCCUCUAAGAUAGACACAUUAGUGACACCUGGUGGCUGGUGCCCGUCACAGCGGGCUCCCAUCUUCAUCCUCACCUCCCUCUGGGCUAAUUUUCCAAGGUCACGGAUUUCCCACUUGAAGAGCCAAGGGUUAUGUGCGUGGUCUCUCUCUCCUCUAGGGUCUAUAGGACACAGAGGUGCAGAGGCCCUGAGGCAGGGGGCUUAUUCCCAUCACGGGUGAGCACGGGUGAGAACCUUCGGGAACCCCGGUGAGGGUGCGGUUUGUUCCAGUUUGCUGACUGACCUUGUUAUCCCUUCUGUUCUCAGGUCCCACAUCUGUUAACCCCUCUGAGGCCCCUCCGGCACUUACGUUCCACUCUGCAGCUCCUCCCUUUAGACCUUGCUCUAAUGCAGGACAAGCUCUAAAUAUUAUCCCCUUCCCUGGCAGUAAUUUAUUCCUGUAUGGACCGUCCCUCCCCCACAGUUCCCACCCUCCCUACCUGGCCCAGGUGCAGCUUGGCAGGCUUCCAAAGGAGCCUGGGCCCCAGGGGCUGACUACCCUUUUCCUGAACAGCCUCUAGGGGGGUGCUGUCCCUCUACAGCCCCCAGAGUGUCUCUAUGUUGAUGGGGGUGGGGGAUGUUCUAAAAAUGAGCAGGACACAGUGCCCACCCUCAAGAUAGGUUGAGAAAAGUUCCAGAGAUUUUUAAGAAAUUGUAUUAAGCUACUCCGUUAACUUCAAAAAGUUCCCACUGUACUCUUUCUCAUCCUUCUCUGUUGCCAAUUUACAGAAAAUGGGGCUCAUUUUAUCCUAACCUCCUUCCACAUGCUCCCAUAAACUGCCUCAUUCUUCCCGGCUGCAGCUGUUUUUUUCCAAGGCUCCUGCUUAAAGUCAACAAAGUAUUGUGGUUGUAAGCAACCUGGUGCUCUGGCCUGGAUAAGCCCCCUCCUGCAUCUUUAUUCACACCUUUGGACCUCAGCCCCUCGUAUGAGGAUCCUGUGGUUGCCAGGGAGGAGGGGUCAUUCCCCUGCUCCUGCAACCCCAAACUAGUUUAUUUCAGCAGCAACACAAUCACCAUCAUCCCAUCACCCCAUCUAAAUGUCUGCUCCCUCCAUCGCUCCCUGCAGCUAUAGACCAGAGAGGAUUCAAAUUAAACUGGCUUUAAAGCAUCCUCACCCCCCCCCUACACACACACACACAAUGUGCUGAUUUCUCUUGGGUUUUAGGAAGCCCCCUCCUCCAUGCACAAGUUCACCUCUCAGUGCUAUUGGCAUCUACAUAUACAGGUGUGUAAGUAGGUGUGUCUGUGUACUCUGUUCAUAUAACUAUUCUUCUGGAAAACCAUGUUACCUUUGUGAAACAGCUUUCACAUUUCAACACGCUUCGCAGCAGAGAAAAUAAAGUAAUAUGAAAAACA